Molecule: messenger RNA, 1605 nt
Organism: Polypterus senegalus (gray bichir)
Lineage: Eukaryota; Metazoa; Chordata; Cladistia; Polypteriformes; Polypteridae
Product: forkhead box protein N2
Exons: 5
Coding region: 464-1561 (365 amino acids)
Biological process (GO): regulation of DNA-templated transcription
Cellular component (GO): nucleus
Molecular function (GO): cis-regulatory region sequence-specific DNA binding; DNA-binding transcription factor activity
Source: RefSeq, a predicted model, not a curated record
CUAUUUUGGUCAGGUUGUGUCUGCUAGAGAGCGUGCAUGUUUUAAUUAUAACUUGUAGCUGUUCAUUGUAUUUACAAUUUUUAAAAACAAGUUUGAUAAUGGUAUACUGGGUGUGUAUUCACAUAACGACCGCCAAGUUGUACGUUUAAAAUCAAAGCACCUCAGGAAAAAUUCGAGAACGAAAAAGCCCAUGAAAAGCGACAGCCACCGUAAACCCCGAGCGAGACGAAAGCGAGAGCGUCUCCUUUAAACGCGGGGCCCGAAGGGAGGCUUGCAAAGCGUCUCUUUGUCGCUAUAGCAACGGACAAGGGGCGGAAAGCGAAUCCUUUUUGUAAACCCCUACUCUCUCUCAGGACCCGCACAGCUCGGGGCUCCGCAAAGAAGACGCGGGUUCAGCUCAAUGUCCGGAGGACCGGCAAUUACAUUUCCAAACUGCUGUUCCCUUUGAUCCAAUGUACACAAGAUGGAGAUCACAGCUGCCAAUGUCAACCAAUCAUGCCACCUCUUUCAUAUGUCUUCCUCAAAUCUGCCAGCAAAUCCAGGGUUUCCAGAAAGGGAGGACGAAGAUCUUACGUGUCUGAAUUGGCUUCACGAGAACACAGAUCUGCUCCAGGAGCUGCGAUUUGGAGGCCAAGAUCCUUUGCCUAAUCUUCCGCCAUCGACACCCAAGCUGGCUCCAAGCCGGGGCUCUAGUAGGCCAGCUUUGCCUUUAGCUGCUCUCGAGCCCAGGACAAAAUCCAAUGCUGCCAAACCCCCUUACUCUUUCAGCAGCCUCAUAUUCAUGGCAAUUGAGGGCUCACCCAACAAGUGCCUGCCUGUAAAGGACAUCUAUGACUGGAUCCUGGCCACCUUCCCUUACUUUCAGCAGGCCCCGGUAGGCUGGAAAAACUCAGUGAGACACAACCUCUCCCUCAGCAAGUGCUUCACAAAACUUAAGAAAGACAAGUGCAAGAAUAUGGGAAAAGGCUCAUUAUGGACUGUGGAUCCAGAAUACAGACCAGCGCUUAUAGAAGCACUUAAUAAAACCAACAGUUUGUGCAUGGGCACCACUCCAGUGAGUUUCAGCACUGAAACCAGCCCGACUUUUGAGACAGUCUAUGAAGCAGAGAGUCGUGAUUUUCAAGAACCCAGGACUGAUGUAUCUUCUGAAAUCAUCUCUACUGAUACAGGACACCCCUGGGAAUUAAGCCCCUUAAACUCAGACCACGGUGAAGAUCACACCUACACCAUCUACAAAAUGGCUGCUUCCAUUGCAGCAGGUGAUAUGACUUCCUUAAGUGAGGGAGUAUUCCAUGUGGACAUGAAUUCUUUUGUGACUGAAGGAGAGGUGCUAGAUGAGUUAGGGGCCAAUGAGUACUGCGAGAUGGAAGAAGGGGAUGACUGUCCAAAAGAUCCCCUGGCAGAUAGUGGCUACAUUGAAUAUCACGAAUACUUUAUACUUGAGGCAGAAAGUGACAACGGCCUGGACCUGCGUGUAGAAACAGUGGAAGUCUUAGAACUGGAUGAAGAAGUUCAUGCAGCUGCCGGAUCGCUUUUAAAUUUAGCUAGAGUUAACUAUUAAACAAAAGAUUUUUCAAUUUUAUUUCAUGUUUAUGGCAAUUUUCU